AUGGCGCUCAACAAUUUUCUCUUCGCCCAGUGCGUCUGCUACUUUUUGGCCUUCCUCUUCAGCUUCAUGGUGGUGGUGCCGCUGUCGGAGAAUGGCCAUGACUUUCGCGGUCGCUGCCUGCUCUUUACCGAGGGUAUGUGGCUGAGCGCCAACCUGACGAUGCAGGGGCGGGAGCGCUUCACCGUGCAGGAGUGGGGCCCGCCAGCCGCCUGCCGCUUCAGCCUGCUUGCCAGCCUCCUGUCGCUGCUGCUGUCCGCUGCGCACGCAUGGCGCACGCUCUUCUUCCUCUGCAAGGGACAUGAGGGCACCUUCUUCUAUGCCUUCCUGAACCUCCUGGUCAGUGUCUUUGUGGUCUUCCUGGUCUUCAUUGCCAGCACCAUCGUCAGUGUGGGCUUCAGCAUGUGGUGUGACACCAUCACCGAGAAGGGCACUGUGCCCCACAGCUGCAUGGAGUUCCAGGAAGUGGACUUGGAGCUGAAUGUGGACAACUCUGCCUUCUACCACCAGUUUGCUAUCGCCCAGUUUGGCCUGUGGGCCUCGUGGCUGAUUUGGCUGGCGAUCACCACCCUGGCGUUCCUGAAGGUUUACCACAACUACCGCCAGGAAGACCUGCUGGACAGCCUGGUUCAUGAGAAGGAGCUGCUGCUGGCCAGGCCAGCCUCUCGUACCUCUUUCCAGGGGGAGAAGAGUGCUGUCAUCUAG
Molecule: messenger RNA, 702 nt
Organism: Arvicola amphibius (Eurasian water vole)
Lineage: Eukaryota; Metazoa; Chordata; Mammalia; Rodentia; Cricetidae
Gene: Tmem179
Product: transmembrane protein 179
Exons: 4
Coding region: 1-702 (233 amino acids)
Source: RefSeq, a predicted model, not a curated record